GCAAAAAUCUUCAAGAUGGCAGCGGCGGCGGCUGCACGAGCAGUUUCUGGGGCCUCUGGGCUCCGGGUCCUGCAGCCGGCGCUCCCGCUUGUCGUGAUUCUCGGAGCCACCGGUACAGGCAAAUCUACUUUGGCGUUGCAGCUAGGCCAAAGUCUCGGUGGCGAGAUCGUCAGCGCUGAUUCCAUGCAGGUUUACGAAGGCCUAGACAUCAUCACCAACAAGGUUUCUGCUCAGGAACAGAAAAUGUGCAAACACCACAUGAUCAGCUUUGUGGAUCCUCUUGUGACAAAUUACACAGUGGUGGACUUUAGGAACAAGGCAUCUGUUCUGAUUGAAGAUAUAUUUGCCCGAAACAAGAUUCCUAUUGUCGUGGGAGGAACCAACUACUACAUUGAGUCUCUGCUUUGGAAAGUUCUUGUCACUACUAAGCCCCAGGAAGUGAACACUGAGAAAGUGACUGACCGGAAAGUAGAGCUUGAAAAGGAAGACAGCCACACCCUGCACAAACGCCUAUGCCAGGUGGACCCUGAAAGGGCUGCCACACUGCACCCACACGACAAGCGCAAAGUGGCCAGGAGCUUGCAAGUAUUUGAAGAAACAGGAAUCUCUCAUAGUGAAUUUCUUCAUCGUCAACAUGCAGAGGAAGGUGGUGGUCCCCUUGGAGGGCCUCUGAGAUUCCCUAAUCCUUGCAUCUUCUGGCUUUACGCUGACCAGACAGUUCUAGAUGAACGGUUGGAAAAGAGGGUGGAUGCCAUGCUUGCUGCUGGGCUUUUGGAUGAACUAAGAGGUUUUCACAGGCGUUAUAAUGAGAAGAAAGUUUCAGAAAAUAGCCAGGAUUAUCAACAUGGUAUCUUCCAGUCAAUUGGCUUCAAGGAAUUUCACGAAUACCUGAUCUCUGAGGGAAAAUGUACACCAGAGACUAGUAACCAGCUCCUAAAGAAAGGUGUUGAGGCUUUGAAACAAGUGACAAAGAGGUAUGCCCGGAAGCAGAAUCGAUGGGUGAAAAACCGUUUUUUAAGCCGUCCUGGUACCAAUGUCCCCCCAGUAUAUGGCUUAGAGGUAUCUGAUGUCUCAAAGUGGGAGGAGACUGUUUUGCGACCUGCUCUCGAAAUUGUGCAAAGCUUCAUCCAGGGCCACAAGCCUGAAGCUGCUCCAGUCAAGCUGUUAUGCAGUGAAACAGAGAAUAAGAAAAGUUAUCACAUGUGUGAUAUCUGUGAUCGAAUCAUCAUUGGGGACCGAGAAUGGGCAGCACAUAGAAAGUCCAAAUCCCACUUGCACCAAAUAAAGAAAAGAAGAAAACUGGACUCUGAUGUUGUCACCACCAUAGAAAGUCAGACUCUUUCCCCAGUCAGAGACAAAGAACUUAAAGAGAAGGAAUCUCCAGGGGAGAACAAUGGAAAGCUGAAAUCCAGUAUUUAAGAAACAAGUCCACUGGCUUUUGCAAAGGCUGCAGAGACCCAGUUCUGAAGGGAGGGAGGGCUGUCUGUUUCCAUCUGAGCUAAGGAAUGCUAUGCAGAAAGCUCCCACCAUCUCCCGUCAUUCAUUCAGUGGGAUGGUUUUAACGUCUCAUGUUUUCUGUCAUGGAAACAGCAGGUUUCAUCAGUUCCUUAUAUGGCUGGUAUGUCUGAUCUUGAUGAGUUCUAGAAGAGACUUUUUAAAAUUUCUUUAUUGGGGAAUUAAUGUUUUAUAUUCGACAGUAAAUAGAAUAGUUUGUACAUGCAUAACAUUUCCCACUUUUCCAUAUAAGAAUACAACCCCCACUAGGUCCUCGGUCACCUAGAAGGGACUUUUUAUUUUAUUAAUUUAUUUUUUUUAGAAGGGACUUUUUUUAAGCCUUAAAGAUUAAUAUUAUUUUUAAAAGGGGCACAGAUUGCACUUUUUUCUUUUUCUUUCUUUCUUUUUUUUUUUUUUUUUACAUUUGAGGUGAUGAAUACCAGGAUUCACUACAUAUCCCUUAAAAUUUUUAAGUUUUAUGUCCCUGGUUCUGACUAAAAACAAAGUUUUCAGAUGCUUUUUUUUUUUUUUUUUUGAUGAGAGUAUUAUGAGCCAGAAAUGAGGAGUUCUAUAUUUGCAUGGAUGACAGGGAAGAACCAGGCCCAGUGAGAUUAAAUCAGCCAAACUGGUUAGAUAGUGAGAGAUACAGAUAGUUAUGACAUGGGACUUUGCAACUAAAGACUGCAUUUAUUAAGCUCACCUGCUGUGAUAAUUAUUAUUUUGCUAUCUUUCUAUUAAGUUAGGAAUCUAUAUUUUUAUUGAACUUGAAAUAAAUGUUUAUAAGAUUCUCUUCUGUUGUUAAAAACAUGAAAAUAAAUACAUUUAUUCUUGUCUA
Molecule: messenger RNA, 2329 nt
Organism: Erinaceus europaeus (western European hedgehog)
Lineage: Eukaryota; Metazoa; Chordata; Mammalia; Eulipotyphla; Erinaceidae
Gene: TRIT1
Product: tRNA isopentenyltransferase 1
Exons: 11
Coding region: 16-1419 (467 amino acids)
Biological process (GO): tRNA modification
Cellular component (GO): mitochondrion
Molecular function (GO): tRNA dimethylallyltransferase activity; ATP binding
Source: RefSeq, a predicted model, not a curated record